GUAAUAAACGCUCUCAGUCGUCUUUCCUUCUCAGUGAUCUCCUCCUUCCAAGCCGAAGCCCCGUCGUCGCUUUCUUCCAUUUGUUCGCCGUUUACACCUCGUACCCCCAAAGAACAAACCUAGCUCAACAAUGACCGCCAUCAGCUCCUCCAUGACCCGCCGCGCCGCCGCGACGACCGUCGUGUUGUCCGCCUUGGCCGCCGUCAGCGCCAACGCUAAGAAGUCCGACUACAACCCUCGCUUCACGUGGUGGGGUAUCCUGAUCAUGAUGAUCGGCAUUGUCGUGCUCACUUCGGUUGCCCUGAUCAUCUACUUCUGCUGCUGCCACAAGGACUCGGCGCAUAAGGACGUGGAGAACGACGCGGACACUCGCUCUGAGGGCGCGGCUGCAGUGCCGUCGGCCAGCAACGAGCCGGCGACCGCGUCGAAGAGCCGCCCGGCGGAGUAAGGAGCAAACCAAAUACGGUUGUGCUGCGAUGACGACGGCAUAAAAGGCCCAAUCCUUUUGCUGCCGCCGCUGUCCGUAGAAUUGUCUUUGGCUUCGUUGUGUUGUCGGGUGGUGUUUUCCCGCCGUCUCCCACCCAUCGCAUUAGACGGCGUUGAUUUGUUUUUCUUCUAAUUUUUCUUCUGUGCUAAAAGUGGGUUUUGGUGCGUUCAUUAGACGCCACUGCGGUGUGCAGGCAUUCCUAUUGCCGCGGUGCCGCCGUCGACGGGGCACCGACGUGUGCCCGGCACUCUGCCCACCGGCGUCUGCGCAUGUAAAAACCCACACCCCAAAAAAACGAUUUUAUUUUCCUUUUCUUCUUCCAUUUUUUUUUAUUUUUCCAUUUUUUUAAAACCAAUCGGAGCGAUUCGAAUGCCCUAACGAGUGUGUGGAGAAGCGCCGCACCGCGUGCGGUGAUGACGGCGGUGCUGUUUCAAACGGCAAAAGGUAGCUCUUCAUUUCUGCACCGGGCUCUUUGCAUGCUCCUCUCUGCUUGUACUGGGAUUGGUACUGCCGUUGAACAAAGGCCGUUCUUCUCCUUUUACGCUGCUCCCACUAGUGUGGUUCUGCGCGAAGAGUGAGGGAGCGGGAAACCUGCGAAGCAGAGAAAAGUAAAAGAAAGCCCUCUGUGCUGGAACGCAACGCCUACGCUCAAGACACGAAACGAUAGCUUCGAGAGGAAAAAAGGAAAAAAGAAAACAUCAUAAGUCGCUGCAUUGAACGCACCGGAUAAUAUUUUUCCAAACAUAACUCGUAAAAGAAGUAGGACUUCCAAAGAAAGGAUUCGGAAACGCACGUACACGGCGUCCACACGCACCGCUGAAUACCGCGGCUGUGUUCCUUGCGUCUCAGCGGCGCAGCUCGAGGAGUUGUGGACGCCUUCAUAUUCUGUUUUUUCGUAAUCGCGUUGGUAUCGUCGUUUUGACUCGCUUCGUCGCUCUCCUUUUUUUCCGUUUCUGCAACUCGUUGACUACAAAGAGACGCGUGUCUUUUUUUUUCUCUCUCACCGUACUGUCGUGAUCCCCCGUUGCAGACUUGCUUGGAAAUGCGUGGCGUCGACGAGUGCAAACACAAUACCCCUUCUCCUUCUUUUAGCGUCCGGCGUUCAAUAUAUAUUUUUUCAAAAGACACCAAAAAGAAAAAAAAACAUGUACUUAUUUUGAUUUACAUGAGGAGUGUAAAUCGUUUAUCAAAAGCAGCAUUAAUUUAUUCCUCUUCUUAAUGGAAAAAAUAUAUACAGAAUUUCUUUUUCUCAGACAACACGAAAUGACAGAACCCUUCGCCAUCUUCUCUACAACGAAUCGUGACAUCGAGACAAUAGACGGUCUUUGCCAUUUUAUCUUUCGUGCACGUGUGGUGUCGUCAUCGUUUGAUUGUUUUACUGAGAAAGUGUCCCUUGUUUCGCACGCACACACACACACACACUUGUGUGAGAUGACAUGUAUGGAACGUAAAUAUAUAUAUAUAUGAAA
This is a messenger RNA of Leptomonas pyrrhocoris, 1956 nucleotides long. RefSeq lists its product as hypothetical. The coding region runs from base 131 to 448 and encodes 105 amino acids. Lineage: Eukaryota; Euglenozoa; Kinetoplastea; Trypanosomatida; Trypanosomatidae. The transcript has a single exon. The record is from RefSeq and is a predicted model, not a curated record.